Acanthisitta chloris (rifleman) is the source of this 1989-nucleotide messenger RNA. It is a transcript of the gene MEGF9, whose product is annotated as multiple EGF-like-domains 9. The annotation marks the transcript as partial. The record is from RefSeq and is a predicted model, not a curated record. Lineage: Eukaryota; Metazoa; Chordata; Aves; Passeriformes; Acanthisittidae. Gene Ontology annotation, biological process: axon guidance. Gene Ontology annotation, cellular component: basement membrane. Gene Ontology annotation, molecular function: extracellular matrix structural constituent. The transcript is spliced from 5 exons.
CACCACAGGGCAGUGCCUGUGCCUCGAGGGCUACGCAGGGCUGAGGUGUGAGAGCUGUGCCCUGGGCUUCUACCCAGAGCAGGGCAGCCCACGGUGCCAGCCCUGUGCCUGCAGCCCCAGCGGCUCCAGCAGUGCCCAGUGUGACCCCUCUGGGAAGUGCCAGUGUAAAGUUGGUGUCAGGGGCCUGAAGUGUGAUGAGUGCAGCAAUGGGUACUACAGGUUUAACGACUCCACCUGCAUUCCCUGCCAGUGCCACAACCACUCCCACACCUGCGACAGCCUCACAGGCACCUGCCUGAACUGCCAGGACCACACCGAGGGGAAGCACUGUGAGCUGUGCAAGGAGGGAUUUUACCACGGUGCCAGCCCUGCCCACGUCUGCCAGCGCUGCCCCUGCUCCACCGUGGCAUCCACCGGCACCUGCCGCCUCCAGCCUGGCGAGACCGUCCCGAGGUGCGACCGCUGCAACACAGGGUACACUGGUCUCAACUGCAACCAGUGUGACAAGGGCUACUACAACUCUGACAGCAUCUGUGUGAGCUGUGAGUGCAACGGGAACGUGGACCCGGCGCUGUCGCCCAGCGUGUGCCGGCCCGAGAGCGGCGAGUGCAUCGGCUGUCUGUACCACCCCGCCGGCGCCCGCUGCGAGCGCUGCCAGGACGGCUACGUCAGAGACCCCCAGGGCACCAACUGCACCAGGAAAGAAGCCACUCUUGGCCCAGAAAUAAGGGAAUAUACAACUUCUGCUCCAAAUGCCACCAAGGCCACAUCAUUUCCCACGGCAGUGCUGAACAGUACAUUGUCACCAACAACUCUACAGACACUGUUCCCCAUCAGCUCCUCUGACAACAGCACCUCUGCUUUCGCAGAUGUUUCGUGGACUCAGUUUAACAUCAUUAUCUUGACAGUGAUCAUCAUUGUUGUGGUCCUGCUGAUGGGCUUUGUGGGGGCUGUCUACAUGUACCGUGAGUAUCAGAACAGAAAGCUUAAUGCUCCUUUUUGGACCAUUGAACUCAAGGAGGACAACAUCAGUUUCAGCAGCUACCACGACAGCAUCCCCAACGCCGACGUGUCGGGGCUGCUGGAGGACGACGGCAACGAGGUGGCACCGAACGGACAGCUGACGCUGACCACUCCCAUGCAUAAUUACAAAGCUUAGAAGUGAUCCAGCUGUUCAGAGUUGGCUGCUAAAGAGUUACAGGGCUUGUGGAAGGGGUGUGAGGACCCGUGCCAGGCUCCACGCAGAGGAAUUUGCUCUUCAGAUACUCUCGUGCUGGGCGUGCUGUAGCUUGCGGGUGAUCAGGAAACAGUGUAGUACAUCCGAGUUUCAGGUAACGUGGUGAAGUGUGUUCAGUGUCCUGUUCUCCAUAAAGAUCCAUAGCAUUCACUGUUGGUAAAUCUUAACUGUGCUGCUCUGAAAACACUUCUUUUCUGAAGAGGUGGUGGGGUGGAAAGAGCAGAGCCCCAAGAGGAAUCAGAAGCUACUCGGUUUCCAGCCAACACAACACUUGUGUCUGCAGCCUUUAGUUCGAGAAGUAGCUCAUAAAUUAACAGUGGAUUUUCAGGAAAUAGACCUUUGGAAAGGCAUCAUGUUAGUUCCUGAUAUAAAUUUGUUUGAAAAGGGGAACAAAAAGAAAGGCAAAUAGUAGUUCACUGUACUACCAAAAGGCAAGUAGAGGAGUGAGUUGCACACUUGAAAAAUGUCACCAUUAUCUGUUUCCACUAAGCAGGGAGACAGGAAAAAAAAUCAUUGAAACAUUGGAGUUAGGGAAGAGACUAAGCUCUUCCCUUUCUGAGUAUUUAUACAGGGUGAUGAUGCUAUGAAAACAUAGCAAUCCAUUUUUUUCUAGAAGGAGUUAAUGAACUUGUAUAGUUUCUGUGCAAGGGAAGACGACAAGACAUCUCAGGGUUGCCGUGUAAAAAGAAAAGCCAGGCUUAAUACCUACCCUGAUAGAAACGGUGUGUUUGUAUAUAAAAUGUAAUAUAUCU